Rhinichthys klamathensis goyatoka is the source of this 3187-nucleotide messenger RNA. RefSeq names its product kinesin family member 5A, b (gene kif5ab). The transcript has 28 exons. Gene Ontology annotation, biological process: microtubule-based movement. Bases 30 to 3047 code for a protein of 1005 amino acids. The record is from RefSeq and is a predicted model, not a curated record. NCBI's taxonomy places the organism in Eukaryota, Metazoa, Chordata, Actinopteri, Cypriniformes, Leuciscidae. Gene Ontology annotation, molecular function: microtubule binding; microtubule motor activity; ATP binding.
UCUAGGCUUCAGUCCAGCAUCAUCACAGGAUGGCUGAUGAUAAUAUCAGCGCAGAAUGCAACAUCAGGGUGUUGUGUCGUUUCAGACCCCUGAAUCAGUCCGAAACCCACCGUGGAGACAAAUACAUCCCCACAUUUCAAGGAGAUGACACUGUUAUCAUCGGGGGCAAGCCGUAUGUGUUUGAUAAAGUCUUUCCGACGAACUGCACGCAGGAGCAGGUGUACAACACCUGUGCCAAACAGAUCGUCAAAGAUGUUCUGGACGGCUACAACGGCACCAUCUUUGCAUACGGACAAACAUCAUCUGGUAAAACCUACACAAUGGAGGGAAAACUGCAUGAUCCUAACGGAAGGGGAAUCAUCCCGAGGAUUGCCGAAGACAUUUUUAACCACAUUUACAUCAUGGAUGAAAACCUGGAGUUCCACAUUAAGGUUUCCUACUUUGAAAUCUACAUGGAUAAGAUUCGUGACCUACUUGACGUGAGUAAGACAAACCUGUCUGUGCAUGAAGACAAGAACCGAGUUCCCUAUGUGAAGGGUUGUACUGAACGUUUUGUUUCCAGCCCUGAUGAAGUGAUGGAUGUUAUUGACGAGGGAAAAGCCAACCGUCACGUCGCUGUCACAAAUAUGAAUGAACACAGUUCCAGGAGUCACAGCAUAUUCCUCAUCAGCAUCAAACAGGAGCACGUGGAGACGGAGCAGAAACUCUGUGGGAAACUCUACCUGGUGGAUCUGGCCGGCAGCGAGAAGGUGAGUAAGACGGGAGCGGAGGGAUCGGUCCUGGAUGAAGCCAAGAACAUCAACAAGUCUCUGUCAGCGCUGGGAAACGUCAUCUCAGCUCUGGCCGAAGGCACCAAGACUCAUGUGCCGUACCGGGACAGUAAGAUGACGCGGAUCCUUCAGGAUUCUCUGGGCGGAAACUGCAGAACCACCAUGUUCAUCUGCUGCUCACCUUCAGCCUUCAACGACGCCGAGACCAAAUCCACCCUGAUGUUCGGACAACGCGCAAAGACCAUCAGGAACACGGCGUCGGUGAACCUGGAGCUGACAGCAGAACAGUGGAAGAGGAAAUAUGAGAAAGAGAAGGAGAAGAACAAGAACCUGAAGGAGAACAUCCAGAGGCUGGAGGCGGAGCUUAACCGCGGGCGUGACGGGGAGUGUGUGUCAGCGCUGGAUCUCAUGGCUGAGGAGUCUGAUGUCAGUGAAGACAACCAGAGCAUCAGUGUGUGUGUGUUAAUCCCAGAGGAACACAAGCUCAAAUAUGAGGAAGAGAUAAGCAAACUCUACAAACAACUGGACGACAAGGAUGAUGAGAUUAAUUUACAGUGUCAGCUGGUGGAAAAACUGAAGGAGCAAAUGCUGGAUCAAGAAGAGCUGCUGGCCUCGUCGCGCGGGGACCGUGAGCGUGUGCAGUGUGAGUUGACCCGACUGCAGGCUGAGAGUGAGAGUGCGAAGGCCGAGGUGAAGGAGGUUCUGCAGGCGCUGGAGGAACUCGCUCUGAACUACGACAUGAAGAGUCAGGAGAACGAAGACACGAGCGCUCAGAACCGACGACUGACCGAGGAGCUGUCGCACAAAACCUCGGAUCUCAUGUGUUUGGAGGCGGAGUUUUCCCGGCUACAGGAAGUGAACGCCCAGCACAGGAAACGCAUCACUGAGGUGAUGAACACCCUCAUGAAGGAUCUCAACGACUUCAGCUCCAUACUGGGAGACGGUGACCUCAGACUGCCGCGUGACGUGUCGUGUGUGUUGGAGGAGGAGUACGCCGUGGUUCGAGUGUUUGUGAGUAAAGUGAAGUCUGAGCUGAAGUCUGUGGUGAAACGCUGCCGAAACCUGGAGAACUUACAGUCCGACUGUCACCGCAAGCUGGAGGAGACCGAGAGAGAGCUGUGCUCCUGUCAACUGCUCAUAUCACAGCACGAAGCGAAGAUCCGCUCUCUGACUGAAUACAUGCAGAAUGUGGAACUCAAGAAAAGACAACUAGAAGAAAACUACGACUGUCUGAGCGAAGAGCUCGCUAAACUACAGACCGCAGGUACACACACACACACACACACACACACACUCAGAGACCGAGAGAGAGCUGUUUCUCAGAAAGCAGAGGUUCAGCGUGAGCCGAAACACAAGACGCUCGGACGCCUGCGCGACGACAUCAACCACAAACAGAAGAUCAUCGACGAGCUCAAAGAUGAUAAUCAGAGGCUGAACCUGCGUCUGGAUCAGAUGAGUGUCGAGUUCAGCGUUUUGAAGAACCGAGAGCGAGAGAAAUCCAGACAGCUGGAGGAGCUCAGAUAUCUUCAUGAACGACAGGAGCAAACCAAGCAGGACAUGAAGGGUUUGGAGGAGACGGUUGCUCGUGAACUGCAGACUCUCCACAAUCUGAGGAAGCUGUUCGUUCAAGAUCUCACGGCUCGAGUGAAACGGAGCUCUGAGUUGGAUUCGGAUGAAAGCUGCGGAUGUUCAACACAGAAACAGAAGAUCUCCUUUCUUGAGAACAACCUGGAUCAGCUUACGAAAGUUCACAAACAGCUGGUCGGGGAUAACGCAGAUCUGCGCUGUGAGCUCCCGAAGCUGGAGAAGCGUCUGCGCUCGACGGCUGAGCGUGUUCGAGCGCUGGAGAACGCUCUGACCGAAGCGAAGGAAGGAGCGAUGAUGGACCGGCGCCGGUACCAGCAGGAGGUCGAGCGCAUCAGAGACGUCAUGAGGCUCAGGAACCCGUUCAGGAGAACUCACGCUGCGCUCAUCGCCAAGCCGAUUCGCCCAGGACAUUAUCCCGCCUCCUCACCUGCCAAUCACAUGUUCACGCGCAGCAGAGAUCAGCCAAUCACGUUCAGCAAUGCGAUGUUCAACAGCGCCAGUGAAAAACCCAAAUCAACAGAGUCCAGUUUGACCAACAAGACGCAGUCAGCGAACGACACACACACGGACUCCACACACACACUGAACGGAAAUGGCAGAGAUGUGAAUGAUAACAGCGCUCGCUCUACGUCUGUCACUGCUGACCAAUCAGAGGAACGCAUUCGUCAAGAGAAGCCCAUCGCCAGCUAAACACACACACACACACACACACACAGGCGACCUGUACUUCUGAAUUUUCUUCUCUGUAUAUUUAUAUAUGCAUGUUGCCUGCAGUUCCAGUGAUCACACACACACGUCACACACACACACACACACACACACGUCGAGCU